This is a messenger RNA of Harmonia axyridis, 3535 nucleotides long. RefSeq lists its product as uncharacterized. The coding region runs from base 208 to 1029 and encodes 273 amino acids. The record is from RefSeq and is a predicted model, not a curated record. The transcript has 2 exons. NCBI's taxonomy places the organism in Eukaryota, Metazoa, Arthropoda, Insecta, Coleoptera, Coccinellidae.
GUCCUGCGAGCUCUUUGAUGUUGGUUGGUUGAUUCAAUUUUUGCACGAUCAAAUUAUUGAGCGUUGUGAAUUAUACUAAGUACCUUUUCCUCCGGGGGUUGCUAUAUAUCCUUUUAUUAUUAUAUUAUUGGGUAUGCCACUCAAUUGCUGAUAUAUUUGUAAUUUGUUCUGGAACAUUUGAACAGUUACAACACCCACUUACAAUUCAUGGCAGAAGAAGAGGUUGACAACUCCAUACCUUUUUUAGACAUCAAAGUGAUAAGAAUGGGAGAAGUUUUGAGGACUGAUUGGUAUAACAAGCCCAGUAGCUCUGGGAGAUAUCUGCAUUAUAGAUCUUGCCAUCCUCAAAAUAUGAAACUUAAUCUGGUUACACAGAUGAAAACUAGAGUCUUAAGAUUGACGCAUCCAACUUUUCAUAGUCAAUGUAUUUUCAAACUACAAAGGCUAUUUAUAAUGAAUGGAUACCCAAUUAAAUUACUGAAUAAGUUGCUGUGCAAUACAUCGUCUUCACCCCCAGUCGAAGUCACCUUACCAUCAAACACCGAUGCGCUGAGAGACCGAACUGACAUCGUUUACGCCACUAUACCCUACAUACCGGUACUCUCGAAUAAGAUUUCCAUGAUUUUUAAGGACUACAAACAUAUCAAGAUUGUUAAAACUAUGAAACAUUCAUUGUUUAAGUUAGUAUUCAGCCGUUUGAAAGACAAAGAAAAGGAAGAAUAUGAAUCUGGAGUCGUGUAUAGUAUACCUUGUAGCAGUUGUGAGAGAACAUACAUAGGACAGACUUCCAGAUGGAUCAAAGACAGAAUAACAUCUCAUAAGAGUGAUGCAAGAAGAAAUUUAAGAACUUGUGCCUUAGCUAUACAUGCGAACAAUAAUGACCAUGUAAUAGAUUAUUCUAACACGAAAUUACUCUUUAAGGAACCCCAUUACCAUAAAAGAUUAUUCUUGGAGAUGUUAUCGAUAGCAGUGACUGACAAUACUAUAAAUACAAAGCAAGAUACUAACAAUCUUAAUAAUAUAAUAUAACAUCUAUUCCUACUUGAUUGAAUUGUCGAAGAAUUUCGCAUCCACCAUUUCUUAGUUUCAACACCUGCUAAUAAUAAUUUAGAAACACAAAAAUUCAUUUGACUUCUGGAAAGUUAUAACGCCAGUCUAACUAUUUUUGAUGCUGAUAGAUCUCCAGAGAUAAUGAAUAUCAAACACCGACUAGACUAUCUAUAUACAGUGUCUCUGUUUCGCCAAGAAUAUUCAAGUCUAUAUAGAGAAACCAAGAAAUUGUAUGACAAAAGCCUCAAAAUUAAUAAGACUAAUUUUAUCAGAGAUCAAAUAAUAAAUUCAAGAAAUAAAAAUAAAACAGUUUGGAAUCUAAUCAACCAAAUAACUGGCCACAAAACUAAAAGUAAUGGACUUAUAACAUCUGACAAUCCUCAACAUCUUUCUGAAUCAUUCAACAAAUAUUUCAUAGAUAUAUCUAAGACGUUGAAAACACAGACUUCCACUAAUUUCACUUCUGUUUCAGAAAUUCGUCCGAUUAGUGAAAACUAACGAUCCUUUUAUCUGUUCCAAAUUUCUGCAGAAGAGGUUAUCAAAACUGUCAGUAAAAUGGAAAAUAAAAGCUCCUUUGGCUAUGACGGAAUACCGAUGACUGUCAUAAAAAAAUCCAUCAGGAUCAUCGCGGAGCCCUUAGCUCAUAUAAUUUACAUGGCGUUUAAAGAAGGUGUUUCCACAAUCUCUGAAAAUAGCAGUGGUGAAACCUUUUUACAAGAAAGGAAACAGUGAAGACCUUGAAAAUUAUCGUCCGAUAAGUUUGUUGACUUCUUUCUCCAAAGUGUUUGAAAUAAUACUAGUAGAUAGACUCUUGAAUUUUUUUCAUAAGUCUCACAUAUUUUCGAAAUAUCAGCAUGGAUUUUUGAGGACCAAGAGUACAGAAACUGCGAUCUUUGAACUAACGCGCUCAAUUCUUCAAGCCGUGGAGAGAGGUGGUGUCCCGGUGGGGCUGUUCAUCGACUUUUCUAGAGCUUUCGACUGCGUGGUACAUAAUAAUUUGCUUCGUAAGCUACAUCAAUAUGGAAUAAGAGACAAACAGUUAAAUCUAAUGAGGAGUUACUUAGAAAACCGGCGUCAAAGAGUGUCCAUUGAGGUAAACGGAAUUAUCUACUAGUCAUCUGAUGAGUUGUUGGAGUUCCCCAAGGAAGUAUCAUGGGGCCUCUCCUCUUUCUGAUUUAUAUCAAUGACUUGCCGGAGAACAAGAAAAAGUUCAACGGGAUGUUCCUUCCAUCGCACCAAUCGUCGAAGAGUGCUACAUGUACGCAGACGAUACGAACCUACUGAUCACCGCACCUAAUAUUGCUGAGAGUUACGAGGUGGCCCGAAGAUCUUUUUCCACAGUCUCAAAUUGGUGUCUACAAAACCAACUCUACAUCAAUUCUGCUAAGACGCAGUGUGUGAUUUUUGGUACAUCGCAUUCAAAAAUCAUAAAACCAGAAGUUAUUGAUCUUAUGGGAAAGUCCAUAAACGUAUCUACCAGUACCAAUUUUCUGGGAAUAAUAUUAGACCAUCAGUUGUGUUGGUCAGAACACAUAAUUUCUCUACGGAGUAAAUUAAACUGUGUUCUCUACACACUACGACUUUUGAAACAACAAGCAGACUAUAAUUUCCUCAAAACAGUGUAUUUUUCCAAUUUUCAGUCUGUAUUGUCUUAUGGAAUUAUCAUGUGGGGCAAUAGCUCUGACAUAAUAAAAAUUUUUGUUAUUCAGAAGAGAGCCUUGAGAACCAUGCUCGGUUUAUCCGCCAAAACAUCUUGUCGAGGACAUUUCAAAAGCCAAGGAAUCCUAACAACCACGGGACAUUAUAUCUUCAAAUGUAUCCUCUUCCUGAAGAAAUAUGAUCACUACUUCGAGGGCUAUAGAAAUCUGAAUAAUACAAGACGAAUUUUUUCUUUCCAUUUUCCCAUGUGCUCUCUUGUAUUAACUCAAAAAAAUGUUGAAUAUAUGUGCCUCAAAUUCUUCAAUAAGCUACCAAAAAAAUUUCAAACCUUAUCUGAUUUCAGAGAGUUUAAGAAUGCAACUCGAAAGCUACUACUCAACCUUGGUCCUUGAACCGUACUCUAUAAGUGAGUACCUGGAUACCGACCUCCAUAUUUGAGACAUACUUCUGUUAUUUUUUUUUGUUUCAUCCUUAAGGUCUUUUUGUACUUCGACUUGUUUUCUAUUCGGAAUGUACUCUGAUUAUGAAAAUAAAAUAUUAUUAUUAUUAUUAUUAUUAUAAUAAACAAAAUCAAGAAAGUGAAUAUAAUUCUGUGGAACCGGACGUCAUUUGUGUCUAUCUUUGACGGGUGGUGUCAUGGUUUAUUUACCUUAAAUGAAUUGAUGUCUGACAGAAUAUAUGAGUUUUAUCUAUUGAUUAUGAGUUAUUUGUUAAAUCUUUAUUCCUGUGAGAGAGUAGUUGGGUUGGACUAUUUUGUUUUUCAAUAUUUUGAAAUAAGAUUAACAGAAAGGAAUAAAACCACAAUAUAUGUACGUUAGUUUUGUGA